CCGGCAGGGAGGCUGGGGAGCGACUGGGCCUCGCGCAGAAGUGGGUGGCCCCGAGCCCAGCCGCGCGAGUGGGGAGCAGCCGCACCACCGGCGGGACCGCCCCAGCCAGCCGGAGGACACCCCGAUGCCCGGUGCCCGCCGGGCCCGCCCGGGCCCAUGCCAUGCUGGUCACCGUGUACUGCGUGCGGAGGGACCUGUCCGAGGCGACCUUCUCCCUCCAGGUCAGCCCUGACUUCGAGCUCUCCAACUUCCGCCUGCUCUGCGAGCUCGAGUCCGGCAUCCCCGCCGCCGAGACCCAGAUCGUCUUCCUGGAGCGGCUCCUGGCCGACGACCAGCGCUCCCUGGGCUCCUACGGCCUCCGGGACGGCGACGUGGUGGUGCUGCUGCAGAAGGAGGGCGCGGGCCCGCGGCCGCCCGGACGCACGUCCAGCCUGGCGAGGCCCGACCCCGCCGGCGUAGCGGUGCCCGGCACGUCCAGCUGCCGCCCGCCGCCCGCGCCGCCCGCGCCGCCCCCGCCGCCCCGCGCCCCGCAGCCGCCCCGCGCCCCGCAGCCGUCCCACGGCCUGGGCUCCGGGGAGAAGAUGACGCGCGCGCAGGGUGUGGACAGCCCCGCCCUGAUCCGCAGCCUGCUGCUGUCCAACCCGCACGACCUGUCGCUGCUCAAGGAGCGCAACCCGGCCCUGGCCGAAGCCCUGCUCAGCGGGAACCUGGACGCCUUCUCCCGCGUCCUCCUGGAGCAGCAGAGGGAGCGGGCCCUGCGGGAGCAGGAGCGGCUGCGCCUCUUCACGGCCGACCCGUUCGACCCGGAGGCUCAGGCCAAAAUCGAGGAAGAAAUCCGGCAGCGCAACAUCGAGGAGAACAUGAGCAUCGCGAUGGAGGAGGCUCCGGAGAGCUUCGCGCAAGUGACCAUGCUCUACAUCAACUGCAAGGUGAACGGACACCCUCUGAAGGCCUUCGUGGACUCCGGGGCCCAGAUGACCAUCAUGAGCCAGGCGUGCGCCGAGAGGUGCAACAUCAUCCGGCUGGUGGACCGCCGCUGGGCUGGCAUCGCCAAGGGCGUGGGCACGCAGAGAAUCAUCGGCCGGGUGCACCUCGCCCAGAUCCAGAUCGAAGGCGACUUCCUCCAGUGCUCGUUCUCCAUCCUGGAGGACCAGCCCAUGGACAUGCUGCUAGGCCUAGACAUGCUCAGGAGACACCAGUGUUCCCUCGACCUGAAGAAAAACGUGCUGGUGAUCGGCACGACGGGCACGCAGACGCACUUCCUUCCCGAGGGAGAGCUGCCGCCCUGCGCCAAGCUGGCGUGCGCGUCUGGGCAAGAACAGCCUCCCGACAGGGAAGCUGCGGGUACUAUUAAGCAUUCAGUCAAGGACUUAGGACGGAAAAAGCGUUGAAAUGGGUUAUGAAUAUGCCACCGUCUUGAGGGAGCACCAGGUCCCAGGAGAUUCUAAGCACGGGCUCCCUGGCAGUGUAAUCAUUAAACACAUCAGUAACA
Molecule: messenger RNA, 1492 nt
Organism: Lontra canadensis (Northern American river otter)
Lineage: Eukaryota; Metazoa; Chordata; Mammalia; Carnivora; Mustelidae
Gene: DDI1
Product: DNA damage inducible 1 homolog 1
Exons: 1
Coding region: 162-1391 (409 amino acids)
Biological process (GO): proteolysis
Molecular function (GO): protein binding; aspartic-type endopeptidase activity
Source: RefSeq, a predicted model, not a curated record